CAGUGCAGGGGCAAUAUAAGAGGGAGCUCAUCCUCACUCCCUCAUCCACUUCUCUUGCCUCAGUCUGCUUGGGAUCAAGGUGCACCUGCAGCCCCAAACCAUGUCCUGCUACACCCGGUGCCAGCCCUGCCAGCCCUGUGGCCCCACCCCGCUGGGCAGCAGCUGCAACGAGCCCUGUGUCAGGCAGUGCCAGGACUCCACUGUCGUCAUCGAGCCCUCGCCCGUGGUGGUGACCCUGCCUGGGCCCAUCCUCAGCUCCUUCCCACAGAACACUGUGGUGGGAUCCUCCACCUCUGCUGCUGUUGGCAGCAUCCUCAGCUCUCAGGGAGUGCCCAUCAGCUCUGGGGGCUUUGGCCUCUCUGGCCUGGGCAGUGGCCUCUGUGGCACGAGGAGCUUCCCCUGCUGAAGCUGCUGACACUGCCCUGGGGAGGAACCCAGGCACUGCCAGGAUGGAACCGCCCUGGGCACGCAGCAUCGGCUUGGUGCUUCCUGAGGGGCUGAGCAACCCCAGCAGCCCUUGCAGAGGGACAGGGCCAGCCUGGGCU
This is a messenger RNA of Haemorhous mexicanus (house finch), 545 nucleotides long. Its product is annotated as feather keratin Cos1-1/Cos1-3/Cos2-1-like. The transcript has 2 exons. The record is from RefSeq and is a predicted model, not a curated record. Lineage: Eukaryota; Metazoa; Chordata; Aves; Passeriformes; Fringillidae. Gene Ontology annotation, cellular component: intermediate filament. Gene Ontology annotation, molecular function: structural constituent of cytoskeleton. Bases 101 to 406 code for a protein of 101 amino acids.